This is a messenger RNA of Nelumbo nucifera (sacred lotus), 1835 nucleotides long. Its product is annotated as protein NDL2-like. The record is from RefSeq and is a predicted model, not a curated record. Lineage: Eukaryota; Viridiplantae; Streptophyta; Magnoliopsida; Proteales; Nelumbonaceae.
UGUGAUACUGAUAUCAAAUGUCCAAAAUUAGCCUCAUCAAAAACAUUUUCAGAAAAAAAAUAAACGAAUUCCGAUGAAGUACGCUCUCUCUCUCUCGACAGUUUAAUCGAUCUCAGGCUCUCAGCGGUAGAUGUCUGGGCCAGAAAGAAUCGUCGAUACGUCCAUAAACAGAUCGCAAGUGCACGUUCCCGUAUUGAUCUCAAAUCGAGGGUGGUUUGACUGUUUUCUGAAGUUUGUGAUAUACGCAAAAGCAGAGGACGAAAGAGAGAACGAGGAACAAAUGACAACCGGAUAAUAAGAGGAAGAGGGCGUUUAAGAGUUUUUUUAGUAUUUUGUUGGCUAAUAUUUGAUUUUGGCGGAUAUACAUUUUUUCUUUUUUUGUGUAAAGUCAUGGGCGAUUCAAGCGACUCGGUUUCUAUUGAUGAUGAUGUGAUACCUCUAGGAGGGAAGGAAUGUUUGGUUGAGACGAGCAAAGGUUCUAUUUCUGUUUUCGUCUGUGGUGAUCAAGAAAAGCCCGCUUUGGUUACAUACCCAGAUGUUGCUCUCAAUUAUAUGUCUUGUUUCCAAGGUCUCUUAUUUUGCCCAGAUGCAUCUCCUUUGCUGCUUCACAACUUCUGUAUUUAUCACAUAGAUGCCCCUGGACACGAGUUGGGAGCCGCGGCCAUAUCUUCAGAUGCUCCCUUGCUUUGCGUGGACGACCUAGCGGACCAAGUAGCGGAAGUUCUUGACUUCUUCCGGCUGAAAGAGGUUUUUUGCUUGGGUGUUACUGCUGGAGCUUAUAUCCUAACACUUUUUGCGAUGAAAUACAGGGAACGUGUUCUUGGCUUAAUCCUUGUUACCCCGCUUUGCAGAGAACCUUCAUGGACAGAAUGGCUUUGCAACAAGGUAAUAUUGAACUUGCUCUACUUCUAUGGUAUGUGUGAUAUGGUGAAAGAUUCCCUUCUUCAGCGUUACUUUAGUAAGGAAGUAAGGUCUGAUCUGUAUGGUGCAGAAUCUGACAUAGUACAAGCUUGCCGAAGGCUACUGGAUGAAAGGCAAAGUUCAAAUGUCAUGCAUUUUCUUCAAGCUAUUAAUGAGAGGCAUGAUCUGACAGAGGACUUGAAGAAGCUGCAAUGUAAGAGUCUCAUUUUUGUUGGUGAGAGUAGUCCCUUCUAUGCUGAGGCUCUCCACAUGAGUUCCAAAAUGGACAGGAGAAGCAGCUCUCUUGUAGAGGUUCAAGCCUGUGGAUCGUUAGUAACAGAGGAGCACCCCUAUGCCAUGCUCAUCCCUAUUGAAUUCUUUUUGAUGGGUUUCGGAUACUAUAGGCAGCCCCCUCCAUCAUCAAGUCGAGGCUCAAAUCCUGCUAGGCCCCCCUCCAGCCAUUCAUGCAUAGCUCCAGAACUCCUGUCUCCAGAGAAUCUGGGCAUCAAGCUCAAACCUAUUAAGACCCGUGUUGCAAUUGAAGUUUGAUUGAAAGCGGAGGCCUUUUGUUUCAUCUUCAUCCAAUUACACGUCAUUGAUUCAUAUUUUGUAUGGGUGGUCAAAACUGACUGCACAAAUACGCUCAUAUUGGGUAAAUAAUGUUUUUGGAGGAUUUUUUUUUCAUCCUGUGUAUUGCCGAGGGAGAUCAGGUGCAGGGAUUUGUAUUCGAGUGUAAAUAGAGAACAAGAACAGUGAAAUUUUAUCAGAGGUUCUUAAAUAAGUUGAGCGAAUGCCAGUAGUAAUGUUUUUUUUUUUUUUUUUUGAAAGCAGGAGGGUGAAUCAUGUAAGGCUACUAUUCAUUAUAUAUACACAAACUACCUUGUACCUUCGAGCAAUUGAAAUAAUGGACAAGAUCUCUCUCUGGUUCCGGUUCU